AUGUCGCAGCAACAAACCGCCAGCACUACCGCCGGCACCGCCGCCGUCGCCGACUUCAAGUUCCCACCAGAAUACUACUUCCCGGCCUUCUUCACGCGCCAGACCAACCUGACCACUCACCACGCCCAGCUGCGCACCUGGGCCGCCCUCGUCCUCUCGUACGCGCGCCGCCACCGCCUCUUUCGCCUCCGCCUCUCCGAGGCCGCCGAGUCGGACCUCUUUUACAACCGCCGUCUCGAGCGCCGGCUGCAGCCGCCCGACAUUCGGGAGCUGAUGGACGCCAUGGUCAAGAACGGCGAGGCAGAGUACCUAGCAGCGGCUCCGGCGGAGCAGACGCAGGACGUGGUGCUCGUGUACUGGAAGAGGCCCGAGGAGUGGGCGGCCCUGGUGGAGGCGUACGUCGAGGAGACGGCGCAAAAGGGCAGCGUCAUGACCGUGUAUGAAAUAUCCGAAGGCGACGGGACGCGAAAUACGGAACUUCACGGCAUCGAUGCCGAAAUCCUGCGCAAGGCCCUCAACAUACUCGUCAAGCGCGGCAAGGCGCAAAUUUUUGGCCAGCAAGACUCUCUCGGCGUAAAAUUCUUCUGA
Molecule: messenger RNA, 588 nt
Organism: Beauveria bassiana ARSEF 2860
Lineage: Eukaryota; Fungi; Ascomycota; Sordariomycetes; Hypocreales; Cordycipitaceae
Product: ESCRT-II complex subunit
Exons: 2
Coding region: 1-588 (195 amino acids)
Biological process (GO): protein transport to vacuole involved in ubiquitin-dependent protein catabolic process via the multivesicular body sorting pathway
Cellular component (GO): ESCRT II complex
Molecular function (GO): structural molecule activity; protein homodimerization activity
Source: RefSeq, a predicted model, not a curated record